Messenger RNA from Naumovozyma castellii, 780 nucleotides. RefSeq names its product flavodoxin-like fold family protein (gene YCP4). Lineage: Eukaryota; Fungi; Ascomycota; Saccharomycetes; Saccharomycetales; Saccharomycetaceae. The record is from RefSeq and is a predicted model, not a curated record. The transcript has a single exon. The coding region runs from base 1 to 780 and encodes 259 amino acids.
AUGGUCAAAGUCGCUAUCAUCACAUACUCCACAUACGGUCACAUUACCACCCUGGCAAAGGCAAUCCAAAAGGGUGUCGAAGCCGCAGGUGGUAAGGCAGACCUCUACAGAGUAGAGGAAACCCUCUCCGAAGAAGCUCUAUCCAACAUGAACGCCCCCGACAAGCCAGACGACAUCCCUGUCGCCACAGAACAAAUAAUGGGAGAAUACGACGCUUUCCUAUUCGGGGUCCCCACAAGAUUCGGUACCUUGCCAGCUCAAUGGUCCGCAUUCUGGGAUAAGACUGGGACCAUGUGGGCCCAGGGAACAUUGUACGGUAAAGUUGCCGGGUUCUUCGUUAGUACUGCCUCGUUUGGGGGUGGUCAAGAAUCUACAGUGAGAUCUUGUCUAUCCUAUUUGGCUCAUCAUGGGAUUAUUUACGUCCCAUUGGGGUACAAGAAUGCAUUCGCUGAAUUGGCUAACGUCGAAGAAGUCCAUGGUGGGUCUCCUUGGGGGGCUGGGACUUUGGCUGGUGGUGAUGGUUCUAGAUCCGCUUCCGAUUUGGAAUUGAGAAUUGCUGAAAUUCAAGGUAAGACUUUCUAUGAAACUGCAAAGAAAUUCUUCCCAACUACUACUGCUGCUUCUGCUGCAACUAAGAAGACUGAAGCUACUAAGAAGGAUGCCUCUGCAAAGAGAUCCGUCUCUAAACCAGCUGCUAAGAAACCCGCUGCCGCCGCUGAGGAAAAGAAGACUGAAGAAAAGAAGGACGAUGGCUUGAUGUCUUGUUGUACCGUUAUGUAA